AUGGAGUUUAUCUCUGGAUACCGAGAACCCAUCCUGGACUUUUCAGAGGUUCUCUUUAGUUGGUACAAGAGAUAUUUGUCUGACCGUGAAAACAUGUCCAAGAGUGAUAUAGACCCCCGUGAAUGGGAAAAUUGGCUGCGGGGACUGCCCUAUGACCCUUUGUGCUGGGUUAUACAUGUUCUAUCGAACAAAUAUAUUACUUUCCAAUCAAAGAAUUCAGAGCUGCAGACAGGAGAUGGAUUCUAUGCUGACGAUCUCCGUUUAUGUGACCUUGAAAAAUACAUUAACCUUAUUGAUCUGGAUAGAGACAACAACCAAGAUGGAGAUGACUUGUACUGUGUUGAUUACACACUGAUGGUUGCAGAGGAGAAUGGCAUCCUCAUGGGAGUGGAUUUUCUGAUGAAUGGUGGAGACAAUGAACAACUUGGUUCCCGGGCAUUUCAGUUACUGUGUCAUUCCAUGGCAAGACCCCUGGGAGCAGAUCAACCUCGAAGACCUACAAAAGUGGUUGUAGAUAAUGCCAAAGUGCACAACUUCCUUGCCGUCAGUCUUCCAUUUCUGGGAGUCCUGGUGGAACCGAAACCCCUGAGAGAUUGGUCGCUGAGUCCAAAAUUCAGUUUCUCAACCAGGGCAGUGCCCAGCUGCCAUGUAUGUAAGAAAAGGAGCUUCGAGACCGCACUGUUUCCUUGUGUUAAGUGCGGUGCAGUUAUAUAUUGUUCAAAGAAGUGUGAGAGUUUGGAUUGGAAGAAGCGCCCUACAGAUAUCAGUCAUGAGUACUGGUGUGGGAUGAUGGCACAGUACAUGAAGCGUGAGGGCGAGCUGGCCAGUUUGCCUUUUCCCUUUACCAGGGAAGUGACCAGUUCAGCAUUUGACAAGGAAAAGUUUCUCUCCGAGCGUGAACUCACUAAAGGAUACUGGUCUGCAGAGAGCCUCCAUCGCCAAACCUACCGCAUGCUCCUUAAGAGAGAAACGUGGGAUCUUGAUGAGGAUCGCUAUGAACCACUCCUCAAGGAUACGGAUAUUAUCUUAAGACAACAUCCAAUGGAAGGGCCUAAAAAGCCUUUAACGACAUGGAAGGAAUACUACAACUGGAGAAAACUGAGCUUGGACAAUCCUAUCGCUGCCCUUAUGACCUAUCCUCUCACUAUAUACCAUGUCAUUACAAGACUGGUGCCCCAGCAUUUUCCAGAGCUUAACAUAUUAAAUAAGAAGUCACUUAAAAUCCAUAUUCUAGAAGCAAGUCGGGAGUAUGAGAGUAUACUGUUAUUUUGGGAGCUGGCUGUGCUGAUGCCUCACACGGUUUUAGAGUUGGUAUUUGCUGGUGAGACAUUGUCUGCUGAAGAGGAUGAGAGGCAUUUCGUUUUACAUAAAAAGGGUACAGAAAUAAUUUGCUCAGAUCUUACCUACUUUACCAAGGACAGAGAUGGACUAAGUAUCCAAGUCAGAGUUCACGUUCGUCCUUACCAUGAUCUCCUGGCUGCAAAACCGGAUCUUGUUAUUGGGUUCAACUGUGGCUUUGGAUUGAAAGACACCUGGCUGAGCACCCUGCCUAGACUACAGUCUCUUAAAGUGCCAGCGUUCUUUUCAGAUUGUUCACUGUAUAGUUGUGAUGUAGAUGGUCAAGUGGUCGCCAUGGCAACUGGAGGUGUGGCUAGUCCUCCCACCAUUAACCCAUUCAGAUCUCCCCUUCGUAUCUCAGCUACGGAUAACUGCAUGCCAUGGUACAAUAAUGACAUUCCUGUUCCACUUGAUCUACAAGUCUGUCCUGCAGAGCGAAUCAAUCAAGAGAAGGAGAGUUAUAUUCCUCAAGGAGACAUCAACGCUAUAUGA
Bombina bombina (fire-bellied toad) is the source of this 1830-nucleotide messenger RNA. RefSeq names its product zinc finger MYND-type containing 15 (gene ZMYND15). Bases 1 to 1830 code for a protein of 609 amino acids. Gene Ontology annotation, molecular function: histone deacetylase binding. The transcript is spliced from 15 exons. Lineage: Eukaryota; Metazoa; Chordata; Amphibia; Anura; Bombinatoridae. The record is from RefSeq and is a predicted model, not a curated record. Gene Ontology annotation, biological process: negative regulation of DNA-templated transcription.